This is a messenger RNA of Lolium rigidum, 1738 nucleotides long. RefSeq names its product P-loop guanosine triphosphatase YjiA-like. The record is from RefSeq and is a predicted model, not a curated record. Gene Ontology annotation, cellular component: cytoplasm. NCBI's taxonomy places the organism in Eukaryota, Viridiplantae, Streptophyta, Magnoliopsida, Poales, Poaceae. Bases 38 to 1390 code for a protein of 450 amino acids. The transcript has 10 exons.
UCCACUGCUCUUCCCCGCCCGCUCUCAGCUCGCAGCCAUGGCGGCGCUCUGCUCCGCCGCCUCGCCGGCCAUCUCCAGGGCCGCGGCGCUCGGCCUCUCCGCGCGCGGAGCCGCAUCCCUCCUCCGCCUGCGCCUGCGCGGAGCCGCCUCGCGCACCUGCUACGCCGCACCGCGGACGACCGCGGGAAAGGCACUGUCGUGGCGAGGGCAGCGGCGCUUCGCCGCCUCGGCCGCUUCGACCACGGAGGAGGGCUCCGAAGUCGACAUGGUGAUCCCGCCCGACAACCGCAUCCCCGCCACCAUCAUCACCGGCUUCCUCGGCUCCGGCAAGACAACUUUGCUUAAUCACAUAUUGACAGCUCACCAUGGAAAGCGGAUCGCUGUCAUUGAGAACGAGUAUGGUGAAGUUGACAUCGAUGGUUCAUUAGUUGCCGCACAGACUGCUGGAGCUGAGGACAUAAUGAUGCUGAACAAUGGUUGCCUUUGCUGCACUGUGCGUGGUGAUUUAGUACGAAUGAUUGGUGAAUUGGUUGACAAGAAGAAGGGAAAGUUUGACCAUCUUAUCAUCGAAACCACUGGUUUAGCAAAUCCAGCACCAAUUAUACAGACGUUCUAUGCAGAAGAUACAGUUUUUAAUGAUGUCAAGCUGGAUGGUGUUGUUACUUUAGUAGAUUCAAAGCAUGCAAGGUUGCAUUUGGAUGAAGUAAAGCCCAAGGGCAUAGUCAAUGAGGCAGUUCAGCAGAUUGCCUAUGCUGACAGAAUUAUCAUUAACAAGACUGAUCUUGUUAGCGAGCCAGAAGUUUCUUCCUUGGUUGAGCGUAUAAGGAGUAUCAAUCGCAUGGCUAAUCUGAAAAGAGCUCAGUAUGGCAAAGUUGAUCUGGAUUAUGUGCUUGGAAUUGGAGGCUUCGAUUUGGAGAGGAUUGAGAGUGCUGUCACUGAAGAGCCACAUGAUGAGCACGAGCACGAACACAAACAUGAACAUGAACACGACCAUGAGCAUGAACAUCACCAUGACCACGACCACGAUCACCAUCAUCAUGAUCAUGAGCAUAAGCAUGACCAUCAUGCACAUGAUCACACCCAUGAUCCUGGUGUUUCUUCCGUAAGCAUCGUUUGUGAAGGGGAGAUGGAUCUUGAAAAGGCUGACAUGUGGUUGGGGAACCUACUGCUGGAACGCAGUGAUGACAUAUACCGGAUGAAAGGAAUACUCUCUGUCAGUGGAAUGCCUCAACGCUUUGUCUUUCAGGGAGUGCACGACAUUUUCCAGGGAUCCCCCGACAGAACAUGGGAGGCAAACGAGCCACGAAUCAACAAGAUCGUGUUCAUCGGUAGGAACCUCAAGCGUGAAGAGCUGGAGGUUGGCUUCAAGGAUUGCCUACUGAAGCAAUGAGCCAGAGACCCCGAGACUCUUCAGUUUCUCCUACGCACGGGGUGGUAGAUCUCCAGCUUCAUGAUUUUGAGCUUUGCAGCUGUAGAACUUAACCUUGGAAAGUCGAAACUGAUAUUUUGGUCGAACUGAAAUUGAAAUACGAGAUUUGUAUAUAGGUUGGGGAACAUAACAUCUUUGAAACUUGAGCCUCGUGGUGUUCACCAUCACUGUUGUGUACUGUACCUCUAUGUUAUGCACGAUGCUGUACUAAGACUUGCAGAGAUUUAUACUGUCCUGGAAUUUGAGGAUCUGCUUUCUUUACUACUCCACCACUGUAUUCCCUUGAUUAAUGUCAAUCAUUCUACGAAA